UCCCAGCGGUGCAGUCACCAGUGGUCCCCAAACGGUCCAGUGGUUCAGUUCCAUUGAUACUCGAGCUUCAGAACCAUAAACGAACCAAAGUUACCUUUGUAUCCACCACAACGACCUAACCUUCUAUCUCUCCUCACCGAUACUUUUUUAUUUUUUCCUUUUUCCUCAUUUACCUUUUUACUCCUUCUCCUAAAACAUCACUUCCUCGUUUGGCCUGGAGUCAAUAAACCUAACUCCCCCUUGAAUCAGCUUCGACGAUAAAAGAAGAAAAAAAAGACUCGGGAAACUUCUUGCUUUAAUACCAACUAAGAUAUAUCGCACUACGGACUAACACCAUGGACGAGAUCGCAAAGGAGUACGAUGUUAUCGUCUUGGGCACCGGUUUAACCGAGUGUAUUCUCUCUGGUGUGCUGAGUGUGAAGGGCAAGAAGGUCUUGCACAUCGAUCGCAAUGAUCACUACGGAGGUGAAGCUGCAUCCGUAAACCUCGAGACGCUAUUCAAGAAGUAUGGCAACUUCGCAGCAGGCGAGGAGCCAUGGAAGAAGUACGGUCGACCUAACGACUGGAACAUCGACCUGGUCCCCAAGUUCCUCAUGUCGUCCGGAGAGCUGACCAACAUCCUUGUCUCUACCGACGUCACCCGCUACCUCGAGUUUAAGCAGGUCGCAGGCAGCUUCGUCCAGCAGGGUGCCGGAUCAAAGGCCACCGUUGCCAAGGUCCCCUCCGAUGCUGCUGAGGCCUUGCGCUCUCCCCUGAUGGGCAUCUUCGAGAAGCGACGGAUGAAGAGCUUCAUAGAAUGGAUCGGUACCUUCGAUCCGAAGGAUCCCGCCACGCAUAAGGGUCUUGACAUGAGCACGUGCACGAUGAAGGAAAUUUACGACAAGUUCGGUCUAGAGCCCAGCACUCGCGACUUCGUCGGCCACGCUAUGGCUCUUUACCUGAACGACGACUACAGCGAGGAAGCCGGCAAGGCCCCCGAAGCUAUCGAGCGUAUUAGGAUGUACGGUAACUCGGUAGCGAGGUAUGGCAAGUCGCCUUACAUCUACCCUCUGUACGGUCUCGGCGAGCUGCCCCAGGGUUUCGCGCGGUUAUCUGCUAUCUACGGUGGUACUUACAUGCUCAACACCUCGGUCGACGAGGUUGUAUACGAGGGUGGCAAGGCGACGGGUAUCAAGGCUACCAUGACUGGUAUCGAGCCCGAGAUGAAGUUUGAGACCAAGGCCAAGCUGAUCCUUGGUGACCCUUCGUACUUCCCCGAGAAGGUCAAGGUUGUCGGCCACGUGCUGAAGGCUAUCUGCGUCCUGAAGCACCCCUUGGCUGGCACCAGCGACAACGAUUCUUGCCAAAUAAUUAUUCCUCAGUCUCAGGUUGGCCGCAAGAACGAUAUCUACAUUGCCUGCGUCUCGUCGGCACAUAACGUGUGCCCCAAGGGUUACUACAUCGCCAUCGUUUCUACCAUUGCCGAGACCACUUCCAACCACCACCUCGAGCUACAACCCGGUCUAGAGCGCCUCGGCCAGAUCGAAGAGCAAUUCAUGGGUCCCCCCAUCCCUCUCUACGAGCCUCUCGAGGACGGCACCAAGGACAACGUCUUCAUCUCCAAGAGCUACGACGCGACAUCGCACUUCGAGACGACCACGGACGACGUCAAGGACAUCUACGCGCGUGCCACGGGCGAGGAACUCAAGGUGGAAGGCCUCAGGGACCUGCAGGUCACCGAGGAGUAGAGUGUUAGGUGAUAGCUACCUAGUAAUUAAGUAAAGGGGGGGGUUGGUUGGCAGGCAGGAAUGUUUGCUUUGAUUGGUAAUACUUGAUGAUGAAAUAGGAAGAGGAGAGAGAAGACGCUGGCUGGUAUAGGUAGCAAGCAAGCAAGGCGCGCAAAAUGUGUAUCUUCCAGAGCUUUUUGUGGCUGUGGCUAGAAUAAACCGGACCAGAUGAAGGGAUAUUUACAUUACAUGACACAUACACAUUCACCCACGCUCAUACAUAGUACAGAGUAUAUACGGUACCCAAGUAUAUGCGUAGGAGAGGCUUCGCGUGUAGGGUUUAAGAGAUAAUGUGUAGUUUUUAUUUUGCUGCUUCUUGUUUUAGGUUAGGUAGUUAUUUGGUUUCGAAACUUUGAAAGAAAAGGAGAUAUGGAAUGUAAUAAGUAAUAGUUCAUAUUAAUUGUAGUUGUAAUAGUUGGUGCAAGUUGACAGACUUAAGACCUCUAGUACCUGAAAGUCUGG
Messenger RNA from Daldinia caldariorum, 2228 nucleotides. Its product is annotated as rab GTPase activator. Gene Ontology annotation, biological process: protein transport; small GTPase-mediated signal transduction; vesicle-mediated transport. The record is from RefSeq and is a predicted model, not a curated record. Gene Ontology annotation, cellular component: cytoplasm. Gene Ontology annotation, molecular function: Rab GDP-dissociation inhibitor activity. The transcript is spliced from 8 exons. Bases 336 to 1727 code for a protein of 463 amino acids. Lineage: Eukaryota; Fungi; Ascomycota; Sordariomycetes; Xylariales; Hypoxylaceae.